GUAAAAGGAACGCUGAUAAGAUACUACUAUUCAUGAACUUCUCGUGGAAUAUGCUGUCAUCUGCGACCUACUAAAGCUUUCGUUACUAGGUUGUAGGCUGUGUUACGAUAAGGCUUCCAAACCCCCAUUUUGAAAAUUAAAAUGGCAGGGCGUCCCAGUGCAGCAAAAACAUACCAAUGGCUCCUUGAUAUAGACUUAAUCGCGCACAUGUGUUGAACCUAGCGUACCUUCUUUCAUUUUGUACCCUAAAAAAACCUAGGGAAGAGAGUAUCUUUUGUCUACUGAUGGAUUUAGUUGCUCCCAGAGAAGCCGAAUGGUUCGAAAACACCAAGGAAAUAGUAGAUCACCUUCCUGAUCGCAUUUCUGCCGAUAAUGAAGAGGCCAGGACUAGUGUUCUGGAGGCCGAAAAGGAUUACCAGAGCAUAGACGACGCGAUCUUGCGCGCCCAAGGGCACGAAGCGACCUUGAAGCGAUCCUUUUCACUCCUGUCCUCUCUAGGCCUUGCAUUUGAUAUAACGAAUUCCUGGGUCGGUGUUCUUAGUAAUUUUUCACAAAAUCUGAAAUAUGGAGGACCGCCUCUUGCUGUGUGGAGCGUGUUAAUUGCCGGGUUUGUUCAAUGGAUUAUAACCCUUGGACUUUCUGAAAUAGCAUCGGCUUUUCCAUCCUCCGGAGGACAAUACCAUUUUGUGUACAUCGUUGCAGCUCCCAAAUACAAGCGAUAUGCUGCUUUUGUGACGGGUUGGAUGUCGAUAUUCGGCUGGUGGCUUGGUACAUGUUCCGGUUUAUCUUUAGUUUCGACCGCGAUUCUCGGUCUUGGUUCCUUUUUGCACCCUGAAUACGUGGUGACACAGUGGCAAGUGUACCUCGUGUAUAUUCUGUUAAUUGUUGUUACAGUCAUCCCACUCUUCGUAUGUCCGAGAUGGCUUCCAACUCUCAGCACGGUGGCACUGGGCCUUACAGUCACCGGAUUUAUAACUUGGUUUAUUGUGAUCCUAUCUAUAAGGCACCACUCCAACAGUGUUGAAAUUAUCACGCGAGAGACUCAGGGCACCAGUGGUUGGAAUCCUGGAACUGCAUGGACUUUAGGCAUCAUUAAUUCUAUGUAUGCCUUUGCAGCAACCGACGGCGCAACUCACAUCGCCGAGGAAAUGCAUCGGCCUGGGGUCACGCUGCCGCGUAUCAUGAACUUGACAAUGGCUAUUGGUUUAGUAACGGCAUUUCCUAUCAUCGUGGUGUGCAUGCUGUCAGUAAAGGACACAAGCGACAUCAUGAGCGCAGGAUGGCCAGCCUUGGAGAUGCUCUAUCAGAUAUCUGAAAGCAAGGCUGUGACAGUCGCAUUGUCAAUUUUGUUGAUCCUGAUUUACACUUCCAAUCUUCCACCUCAGUGGAUCGCGAGUGGACGACUUGCAUGGGCCUUUGCGCGAGAUAAUGGACUACCAUACUCCAAGUAUUUUUCUCACAUCGACCCCGUCCUCCAAUUCCCCGUGCGAACGACUGUAGCCGCCUGUAUCUUCAGCUCAAUCUAUGGUCUAAUAUACUUGGCCAGCACCACCGCCUUCAACUCGAUCAUAACCUCCGCGAUUCUAUUCCUAAAUAUCAGCUACGCUAUUCCUCAGGCCAUUGUUGCAGUGCGAGGGCGCUCGAAAACCCUUGUUAAUCGUCCAUUGAAUCUCGGGAGGUGGGGAUACAUAUGCAAUAUCUUCGCUCCUCUUUGGAUUGUGGUCAUGUGUGUUCUUGUCUGCUUCCCACCGUCACUACCUGUAACGCUUGGUUCAAUGAACUACAGUGCACCAGUAAUUGUGGCACUUUUUGCCGUGAUUGUCGUCUGCUGGGUUUUUACGGGGAAACAAUUCGAAUGUCCCGCUAUUGAUAUUGAACUACUCAAUGCAAGAAAUACGAAAUGAGCUCAAGCAGCUUCAUGUCUUCAAUUUUGCCUGCGCUACAAUACCGAAUACACAUUUUUCUUUAUUUUAUUUUUAAAAUGAAAAAUUUGAUAA
Molecule: messenger RNA, 1997 nt
Organism: Talaromyces proteolyticus
Lineage: Eukaryota; Fungi; Ascomycota; Eurotiomycetes; Eurotiales; Trichocomaceae
Product: amino acid/polyamine transporter I
Exons: 7
Coding region: 285-1904 (539 amino acids)
Biological process (GO): transmembrane transport
Cellular component (GO): membrane
Molecular function (GO): transmembrane transporter activity
Source: RefSeq, a predicted model, not a curated record